AGAGCACAGAAUUGACUGGAAAAGUGCGAAUAUAUGUAUACGCACGGGUAAGCAGGUCUUUAAUUAGCUUAGCCGGGGAAGAGAAAUUGAAUGUUUGUUUUGCAGUGAUAAAGCGACACGCUAGCAACAAAUAGUGACCGCGAAAAACACACAUUUUUAGGGUUGGAGGUAGUAAUGUUUGUGAAAAAAAACUAGAUAUAGUUUUGACGAUUUUUGCGUUAAGCGUACAAAGUAUUUAUUAUUAUAUUUGUUACUCCCUUUGAUUUUACUCCAACGUUUGACCGGCUCACGAAACUUGGGUGCAGGCGUGUGUAAUAAGAAGAGUGGAGGCACAAUGUUGAACGCCACGAAUGGCGACCCUGGUCAUGUUGUUGUCAAUUAUGUGGAAGAGUACUUGGACCUGGUGGAGUCACUCCCCUUUGAUUUGCAGAGGAGUGUGUCCCUCAUGAAGGAAAUUGAUGCCAGAUAUCAAGACGUUCUGAAGGAGCUUGAGGAUGCGUACGAGCGGUAUCACAAGGAAUCGGAUUCACCUCAGAGGCACAAGCUGCAGGUGUCCAUCCAGAGGGCGCUGAUCCGCAGUCAGGAGCUCGGAGAUGAGAAGAUUCAGAUUGCUGGACAAAUGGUGGAGCUGGUGGAGAACCGAACUCGGCAGUUAGAUUGGCAUUCCGAACUCCUCGUCUCCUCCCAAGAAGCGCCAGAGAGUCACAUCGCCACAACAGCAUCCUUGGUGACUGCAGCAGCGUCCAUGAUCUCGUCAUCCUCGUCUUCGUCCACCGCCACGCCGAGCAAAACGAGCCACCAUGACAAGAAGCGCGACGAGGUCACGCCGAGCUCGGCGGGAGGAGACAAAGCCAGCGGCAAGCGCUCCAGGCGGCAGAAGAACGGCGAGAGCAGGGAGAGCUACGGCGGCCUGGACGCCGCAGAGGACGUCGGUGCCGGGGCGUCCCGGGAGAAGAGGGCCAAGACCUCGUCUAAGAAGAAGAAGAGGUCCAAGGGGAAGUCCGAGCGGGAGGUGUCGCCGCCGGACCUGCCCAUUGACCCCGACGAGCCCACGUACUGCCUGUGCGAGCAGGUGUCUUACGGCGAGAUGAUCGGCUGCGACAAUGACGAGUGUCCCAUCGAGUGGUUCCACUUCUCCUGCGUGGGCCUCCAUCACAAGCCCAAAGGCAAGUGGUACUGCCCAAAGUGUCGCGGCGAGAAUGAGAAGACCAUGGACAAAGCCUUGGAGAGGGCCAAGAAGGAACGGGCGUACAACAGGUAGCCACCCCUGGCCCUCCAAGAACACUUCGACAAUUUUAGUAUUAUUAUUACCACUAGCUUUUGUCUGUGUUAUUGCUGAAUAGUUCUGUAAAUAGUUAUUUUUCUAAGACUGCCUCCUACUUGUCAGGACAUUGUUCUGAAGCAGGGGUGGGGAACCUGUUUUAUUAGGCCUCUGAGGGCCAUACAAAAUUGAGGGUAAAAUGAUGGGAACGAGCAGUUCUGUGAAACAGUGCUUAGCACGUCUGCUUCAUAGUUCUGAGGUGCAGGGAUGGAAUCUGUGCUGUGGCCUUCCAGUGUGGAGUUUGCGUUAUGUGUUUCAAAAACAUGCACAUUAGGCUUAUUGAAGACUCUAAAUUGUCUGUGUGAAUGUGAGCGUAAAUGGUUGUCUAUCUAUAUAUGCCCUGUGAUUGGCUGACAGCCAGUCCAGGGUGUACUAUGCCUCUUGCCAAAAGUUAGCUGGAAUUGACUCCAGCUCACCUGCGACCUGAGGAUAAAGUUAUAGCAAAUGGAUGGAUGUGGCAAUGACCUCACAAGUGUUGUUAUGAGCAUUUAUGAGGUCAAUAUGUUUAUAACAGUUGUUUUGAGGUUUUAUUUGUUUCUAUAAUGGCGGAUAAAAUGCUCUCGCAGGUUCCCCACCCUUGCACAAUGUGCAUGUUAGUAAGCGGACGUCCUACACUUUCAUCUAGUUUCCACGUGCAUGCAGCAUCUCCCAUUCAAGUGUGUGCAGUUAACAAAUAAAUCACUCUUUUAAAAAACAUGGGUAUUGUUUUAAUAAGCUUUUAAAUGGUAUUUAGUAUGCAGUGGUGCUUUGGUGAAGCUUGUUAAACUCCAAUUAGACACACAAGUAUAAAAUAAUCCAAACUAAUUUACAUUGCAAAUUAUUCAGCCAAGAAACACUGUACCUUUGAAAAGGUGACUAGCUUGUGGCAGGCACCUGACUAUUCAGCGACUAGUGUGAGAAACUAACGUAGCAGUCUUCAUAUUCACUCUGCUCCUGCUCUCUCCUCUAAAAUGCAC
Molecule: messenger RNA, 2277 nt
Organism: Phycodurus eques (leafy seadragon)
Lineage: Eukaryota; Metazoa; Chordata; Actinopteri; Syngnathiformes; Syngnathidae
Gene: ing1
Product: inhibitor of growth family, member 1
Exons: 4
Coding region: 335-1261 (308 amino acids)
Biological process (GO): positive regulation of DNA-templated transcription
Cellular component (GO): nucleus
Source: RefSeq, a predicted model, not a curated record